AUGUAUUUGAGACUGGUCUGUUACUACAUGCUCCAAGCCAUCUUCAUUUGGGCUCAAGCAUCAUCGGCAGUGGAAACAUAUGAUGACCUCUAUGUCGGAUGCUUCACAGAUGCUACAAUUAAGCGGGUCCUACCAGAUGCCCAAUUAAUAUCUGAUGAUAUGACAAUCACGGUAUGCAUUGACUACUGCACAACGUUGACUGACACUGACUCUGCUUACGCUGGAGUAGAGCAUGCGAAUGAAUGCUACUGUGGGGUUGCUGGUACGAACUACGAUCGACUUGGAGUGCCAGAAGACGGUGACUGUGAUUUCCCAUGUGCGGGGGAUAACACUAAUAUUUGUGGGGGCAUUAACAAAAUCUCUAUUUAUAACGGUAAGUUCAAGAACCAUCAGAACCAAUAG
Strongylocentrotus purpuratus (purple sea urchin) is the source of this 402-nucleotide messenger RNA. Its product is annotated as putative fungistatic metabolite. Gene Ontology annotation, cellular component: plasma membrane. The transcript has 2 exons. The record is from RefSeq and is a predicted model, not a curated record. Bases 1 to 402 code for a protein of 133 amino acids. NCBI's taxonomy places the organism in Eukaryota, Metazoa, Echinodermata, Echinoidea, Camarodonta, Strongylocentrotidae.